This is a messenger RNA of Chelmon rostratus (copperband butterflyfish), 2737 nucleotides long. RefSeq names its product zinc-binding protein A33-like. The transcript is spliced from 8 exons. Lineage: Eukaryota; Metazoa; Chordata; Actinopteri; Chaetodontiformes; Chaetodontidae. Bases 37 to 1743 code for a protein of 568 amino acids. Gene Ontology annotation, molecular function: zinc ion binding; protein binding. The record is from RefSeq and is a predicted model, not a curated record.
AGUGAAGGACUGCAGUGCUCCACGUCAGAGGAAAACAUGCAGAGCAUAAGCUCUCCGGGAGGCCGGCUCCUCUCCGAGGAGCAGUUCAGCUGCUCCAUCUGUCUGGAGGUGUUCGUGGAGCCCGUCUCCACACCCUGCGGCCACAGCUUCUGCAAGGCCUGCCUGCAGGGCUACUGGAACCACAGCAAGAAGUUCACCUGCCCCAUGUGCAAGAAGAGCUACUCUAAAAAGCCCGAGAUGAGCGUCAACAGGGUCCUGGCGGAAAUCUCCACCCAGUUCCAGGGGCUGGUGGUAGCCGGAGGGGCUGAGGCUGCCUCGCGGGGAUCCACGCUGAAUCUGAGCUCGGACACAGCCCACGUGGGCCCCCCGGGGCCCGACACUGGGGAGUUUGCCCGGCCUGGGGAGGUUCCCUGUGACGCCUGCAUCGGGAGGAAGUUAAAGGCGCUGAAGUCUUGUGUGAACUGUCCUGGGUCAUUCUGCGACACCCACCUCAGACAUCACAAAAAGGUGAAGUCUCUGAUGUCUCACCGUCUGAUCGAACCCACUUUCCACCUCGAGGACAAGAUCUGCAAGAAACACGAGCGACUCCUGGAGGUCUACUGCCGCACGGACCACGCCUGCAUCUGCACGGCCUGCGCCGAGGCCGUGCACAAGUCCCACGACACCGUCUCCACCGACCACGAGUGGAAGAAGAAGAUGAGUAAUCUGGGCAAGAAGAGGUCAGAGCUCAAACAUUUGAUCAAGGAGAGAGCCAAGAAACUGGAGGAGAUCAAACAGUCCAUCAAGGUCAUCAAGGCAAGUGCUCAGAAGGAGCUGGAGGACAGCUGGCAGGUGUACGCGGAGCUGCAGCGCAUGGUGGAGCAGAGCCAGGCGGAGCUGGUGGAGGCGAUCGCCACGAGGCAGCGGGAGGCCGAGCGUCACGCGCAGGAACUGGCCCGGGGCUUGGAGAACGAGCUCAGCCAGCUGAGGAGGAGGAGCAACGAGCUGGAGGCCCACGCACAGACCCAGGACAGAGUGGUCUUCCUGCAGAACCUGGCGACGCUGCCACCCCCGCCCGAGCCCGCCGACUGGUCGGCGGUCAGCAUCAACACCGACAUCUACCUGGGAACCAUCCGCUCCUCCGUCGGCAGCCUCAUCGAGAAGUUCCAGGAGGAGCUCAGAAGGCUGUACGGGAAAGAGCUCCGGAAGGUUCAGAACUAUUCAAGUGAGGUGAUUCUGGACCCUGCCACGGCCCAGAGGAACCUGGUCGUAUCCGAUGACGGCCGCCAGGUGAAAUAUGAAGAGCGAAAGGCGUCCCACUCAGAGGGCCCGAAGCGUUUCAGCCCCGCCCUCUUCGUCCUGGGCCGAGAGGGCCUCAGCUCUGGGCGACACUACUGGGAGGUGGACGUGGGGCGCAAGACGGCCUGGACGCUCGGCGUGGCCAGCGCCUCGGCCCGCCGCAAGGGCGAGAUCAAGCUGAGUCCCGAAGGGGGGUACUGGUGCCUGUGGCUGAAGAACGGGGAGGUGAAGGUUUUGGCGUCGUCCCGCCUGCCUCUGAUGCUGCAGUCCCAACUCAGUAAAGUGGGAAUCUUCCUGGAUUAUGAAGGAGGACAGAUUUCUUUCUACGAUGUGAAGGCGCGUCUGCAUCUCUACACCUUCGUCUCCAGCUUCACUGAGAGUCUGUACCCGAUCUUCAGCCCCUGUCUGAUCCAGGACGGCAAGAACUCUUCUGCUCUCAUUAUAACCCCUGUUAAACACAGCUGAGACUGAGAGCCAGUCAAAAGCCUGGAGAGUCAGCGAGGGUGAAACCUUUAUAUCAUCUUUAGGACAAAACAUAUUUGGUGCAAAGUGCAGAUUUUUCAUUUUGAACAGGUGGUUUGAACCUUUAUUUGGUCUUAAAAUCUGACAUUUUCUUCUCAGUGAAGCAACUUUUACGACAGUUUUACGGCACUUUACCUCAAACAGCUUCAAAUCUAAUGAAACAAAGCAAAGCAGACCAAAACUAGCCGCUGCUGCACUCUCAUCACAUGGACAUGUUAUUGUGUCGCUGACCUGGAGUGACUGUUUGGAAGCCAUAAAAUGACAGCAAGCAUUGUGUGAUUGGCUAAAAGGAAACCAAAAUGACUGACUGCAUCUUACAGAGAAAUAUAUGCACAGUUUGGUGUGGUUCUUUUAUUCUGCACACUCUUAUCUCAAAUUGCACAUUAAAUAAAAAAGACAGAUAUUUUGAUGUAAGAACAUAUGAAGGACUAGAGGGGAUUAUUCUAGGGGCCAGAUUUGACCUGUGGCUCCUUCCAUUUGUACUUGUCCCACUUUCCCCACUGUCUAAGUCUUUGUUCGAAGGUGGGGAGAGUCAAUCAGGAGAAAGAUUAAUAUUCUCUGAAUCUGAAAUUCAGCCAGUAUCUCCCCCCUCUCUGCUGGCAGAUCAUUCUGCGUGUGUGCUGAAAAAUAAUCCAGGUUUUCAUCACAAACGAGGUGGCUCUGACACUCUUCCAGCCAAUCAGCAGCAGGUGGCGCCCUGCAGGAUGACUCAGCCCACCUUUACCUGUAACUAUGAGGCUUUGGAGACUUUACAGAUUAAACUUAAAUAGAUGUAUAUUUAAUAUGUGGAGGCUUCAGUCUGCCUGAGGGACCAAAUGAGAGAUUUUUGUACAAAUUGUGUCCGAUGUCCAAACCCAGGCUUGUUUGUGGACCGAAGCCAUAUCCCGUUUUGUUUUUUUUUAUGUCAAAUGUUUGCUUUUGUACUUUCUUUCUGGAC